This is a messenger RNA of Amphimedon queenslandica, 1513 nucleotides long. Its product is annotated as protein RRNAD1-like. The coding region runs from base 17 to 1420 and encodes 467 amino acids. NCBI's taxonomy places the organism in Eukaryota, Metazoa, Porifera, Demospongiae, Haplosclerida, Niphatidae. The record is from RefSeq and is a predicted model, not a curated record. The transcript has 13 exons.
GUGGCUUCAAAUCAAAAUGAGCACUUCUGAUUUUGCAUUUUAUUUGCAGUGGAGCAAGUUAUUAUGCCAAUUUCUGGACAUGCAUCAGCCGCUGAUGGACAGUUACAUUAUUGAAUAUUUCACAGAAUCUCAUUGGAAUAAACUGCCCAAUUCAUGGCAGGUCUCACUUAGCAAGAUAAGCCUCCAGGGAUUCUGUCACCAAAUGCUUAAAAUAGACUCUCCUUCUCUAAAUAUUGAUCAAUCUCACUCAAAAUGUACAGCAGUCAUCCUACCUCUUAGUUUAUUAGCAUUCUCAGCUACAGCAGCUUCCCUCUCGUAUCCAUACACUCCAAUAGAUGAUAAGGAUACCAUUGAGCCUCUAGGAGGAGGAGGAAGAGCGUGUGAAUAUGGGUCUCAGGUGUCAGGAUUGAGCCACUUAUUUCGUCGUCACGUGAAGCCAAAGAAACAACACGAAAUAAAGGAACUAGCCAAAAUUAUAAAUGAAGUAUGCGAAAAUACAAAGUGCUGCAAUGUAAUUGAUCUAGGGUGUGGCCAGGGUCACUUAUCUCGUUACCUGGCGUACCAUUAUCAGCUUAAUGUUAUUGCAGUAGAAGCUGUUAGCUGCCAUUUGAAAACAGCACUCCUAUAUGACAAACAAAUUACUGCAGAUAUUGAAAAAACAUUCAAAAAUGACGAGACAAAGAAAGGAAAUAUUUCAUACAUUGAGCAAAUGAUAGAUCCUGAAGCAGGACCUGAAGAAGUAAUGUCACUGUUCUUGUCAAGUGAAAGCAAAAAAAGAGAAGAGUAUGUACUAGUUGGUCUACACACUUGUGGCAAUCUAUCCACUACAAUGCUGAGACUCUUUAGUGAGAGUGAGAGUAUUACAGGGUUGGUGUCAGUAGGCUGCUGUUAUAUGAAACUAUUUAAAACAGAAGAGCCUCAUCUUCCCUCGGGGUACCCUAUGAGCUCCUCUUUAGCAAACCAUAGACUCAGUUAUGAGGCCAGAGAGCUUGCAUGUCACUCUAAAGAAGUUUACAUGAAGAGAUUACAAGAAGGAUCAGAUCAUUUGAAAAUACACUCCUGGAGAGCAGCUUUAGAAAUUAUUUUCAAAAAAAAUGGACUGAGGAGACCACAGCUUAAGAUCCCUAAGAGAGUAUCAAAACUACCUUUCAACAACUAUGCAGCAGCUGUCCUUCAGUCAGUUAAUGUGAGCCAUCUCAAUGAAAGUGAUAUGGUGAUGAUAAAUCAGUUGAUUGAUGAUCAAUGGCAAAAUAUUGUCAUGUAUUUUUUGCUAAGAUUAGUCAUAGCUCCUUGCAUUGAAACACUAAUAUUAUUAGACAGACUCUUGUUCUUGAAGGAAAAAAAUAUAAAGUGCUCCCUUCAACCAGUUUUUAAUCCACUUGUCUCGCCUAGAAACUUAGUACUGACUGCUUUAAAAUAAUAACAAUCAUUUUGUACCAUAACAUGAUUUAAAUCAUCACUGUGAAAAAUUUAAAAUUUUUUAUUAUUCUGGAAGUUUUUCUUAUUUUGAUAA